CUUCAGUCGAGUUUGAAACUUACACUCAAGCGGAGUUGUAAAUAGUUGUUCGAGUUGUUGGCUCGUACUCAAACUGUAGAAAAAUGUAAAAAGUCGACUAGAACACAAUAUUUGUUUGCCUGCAAAUUCUUUUCGAUUUUAAGUUAACGCGAAAACGACACCACAAUAUUAUAUAGUAGACAAAUCGAAACCUAACGUAAAGCAAACCAAACGGUUUAACGGCACGCAGCACUAAAUAGCAAACCACGUAACGAAAGUAAGUUAAGAAAUCAGGCUAAUUUCUGGUGCGUAUAACUCCAUUAGAAGACAGUUAGCAUAGCCGUAUAGUUAACUUAAGCUAAACCGUAUGCAGUAGAUAGAAACAGAAGCUGCUGUGCUCUGCAGUUGAAGUGCCAACGACGCCAAAUAAUUCAAUCAGAAUUCAAUGCAAAGCUCGCAUCAGAGACCAGAGAGCAGCAACACAAGUUCAAGUGCUAGUGAAAGCUAGUGGACCAAACUGGAGCUGCAUUUGCCUGCGGGUUAAUACAACGUCCGUCGCAGCAGCAGCAGCAGCGGUUUGCCAAGAAAACUAACUGGGAAAAAGUUUUUUGAAACCUUUUGCAUUAAGUGGCAAACGUGCGUGUGAAAAAGUUUUCUCUCUAUUUCCGCUGCCUCAGAAACACACCGAACAGCACAGACGAAGCCAAAGAGAUAUACUCAAAGCGUCGAGAGAGAAACGGAAACGGUAGUGUUUUAAUUUUGACACGUUCGCAGUAAGCAGAGCUAAAUUAAGCAGCAGAGCUACAGCUCCAGCUCCAGCAGCAUGUCAGCUUCCAUGCCAUUGACCAUGGACCAGAGACGUUUGAUGUGGCCAACGUUUGUCCUCUCGCUGUUGUUGUUGCAGACAACAGCAAGUGCCAUCGAUUUGAGUCGCUUGUAUGGGCACAUGGCAAACCCCAUACAGAAGCGUAGCGAUCCCUGCCAUCCUUACGAACCAUUCAAAUGUCCAGCUGAUGGUAAUUGCAUUUCCAUACAAUAUUUAUGCGAUGGUGCGCCCGAUUGCACCGAUGGCUACGACGAGGACAUGCGACUUUGCACUGCGGCCAAACGUCCGCCUGUGGAAGAGACCGCAUCCUUUUUGCAAAGCUUACUCGCCUCACACGGACCCAAUUAUCUAGAGAAACUAUUCGGCAAUAAAGCACGUGACGCUCUCACCCCAAUGGGCGGUGUGGAGAAGGUGGCCAUCGCAUUAAGUGAGUCGCAAACGAUUGAGGACUUUGGCGCCGCUCUUCAUCUAAUGAGAUCCGACUUGGAGCAUUUGCGUUCUGUUUUCAUGGCCGUUGAGAAUGGCGAUCUUGGCAUGUUAAAAUCUUUGGGCAUUAAGGAUUCGGAAUUGGGCGAUGUCAAGUUUUUCCUGGAGAAAUUAGUCAACACCGGUUUCCUCGACUGAGUAGCGCCAGAUCCGGCUUCUGGAUUUUAUUAUGCACACGCACAGCCCAUUAAUCCUAAUUUCUAUUCAUAUCUGGGCUCGCCCUUUGAUAAUUACAAUUAUUAAAACGGCAAGUUCAAUUACAACAACAACAACAACAACAUAGAUAACAUUUUCUCAAAGCUUCGCAAUUUUCUUAAGUUUAACAAACUAUAAGCCUAAUUUUUAUGCUCGUCGAACUCUCCACUCUAAGUUACGUUUACGUUUUUGUUGAAAAUUUUAUAGAAAACAAUACAAAAAUGCUACAAAAAAAUUUGAAAAAUUACAAAAAAAAUCUGAAAAAAUAUUACUACUACUUAUUGGCAUUAUUUCGAUCAAAAAAUGUUGGGAAUUACUUGCUCUACGUUACGUUUACUAAGUGCUUACUAACAAUUUUGCUGCGCUCUAUUCAACUGAUCUAUAAGUUAGAUUUGUGUUACAAAAAUUUUGAGAAAAUUAAUGCGCAUCGUUCAGCAAGAAACUAAAUUUUCGAUAAACAUAGCAAAAAUAACAAUUUCAUGCAACAAAAUAUGCAAACAAAAUAUGGAAGCAGGAUCGUUUAGCGGAAAAACGUAUUACGUAUUACAUACUUAAAAAUUUAAAUGAAAAAUAUAUAUAAAUGUUU
Molecule: messenger RNA, 2072 nt
Organism: Drosophila busckii
Lineage: Eukaryota; Metazoa; Arthropoda; Insecta; Diptera; Drosophilidae
Product: IDLSRF-like peptide
Exons: 5
Coding region: 803-1429 (208 amino acids)
Molecular function (GO): protein binding
Source: RefSeq, a predicted model, not a curated record